This is a messenger RNA of Cherax quadricarinatus, 1638 nucleotides long. NCBI's taxonomy places the organism in Eukaryota, Metazoa, Arthropoda, Malacostraca, Decapoda, Parastacidae. The record is from RefSeq and is a predicted model, not a curated record.
CUGUACUCUAUAAACUUUUAUGUUGCAGAGCAUCUGUGCUAAGUCAGACAGUGAACCAUGUUGUGAUUGGGUUGGUGAAGAUGGAGCUGGGCAUUAUGUGAAAAUGGUUCACAAUGGUAUUGAAUAUGGAGACAUGCAGCUCAUCUGUGAAGCUUACCAUCUCAUGAAAACUGGUCUUGGCAUGGAUUGUGAUGAAAUGAGUGAGGUGUUCACGAAAUGGAAUCAAGGGGAACUCGAUUCAUUCCUUAUUGAAAUUACUGCCAAUAUCUUGAAAUUUAAAGAUACUGAUGUGCUGCUGCACCUGGCAAAGCUACAUCUCUUAGAAUUCUUGAUUAGCAGUUUUUUCACCAAGGCACUUUAUGCCAGCAAGAUUGUGUCAUAUGCUCAAGGUUUUAUGCUGUUGAGAGAGGCUGCAGCUAAAUUUGGCUGGAACUUAAACUAUGGUGGUAUUGCUCUUAUGUGGAGAGGAGGUUGUAUCAUCAGAAGUGUGUUCCUGGGAAAGAUCAAGGAGGCCUUUGACAAGAACUCUCAGUUAACCAACCUUUUACUGGAUGACUUCUUUAAAGAUGCUGUAGGCAAUUGUCAGUCAGGAUGGCGGGCUGUUGUGGCUCAGGGUGCUCUGCUUGGCAUCCCUACACCUGCCCUGAGUUCUGCACUUGCUUUCUAUGAUGGCUAUAGAUCUGCUGUGCUUCCUGCAAAUCUCAUUCAGGCUCAACGUGACUAUUUUGGAGCACACACUUAUGAGUUGAGUGAACCUGGCAAAUUCCAUACUAACUGGACUGGAACAGGUGGCAAUGUUUCUGCAACCACUUAUGAUGUCUAGCAAUUUGUUAAGUGUAUAUUUUCCCCAUCUUUUAAAAAUGCAUAUUUUUGUCUUCAGAUUUAUUCUUAACAAGCUAUUUAAAAGUAGCCAAUGUACUGUUUCUCAUUCACUAUGCCUUUACAGUGGCAUAGUGAAUGAGUGAAAUUAAGGCAUUUUAAAUAUUUUGUAUGUGCUAGUCUAACUACUUAGAUUGUUGAAUUUAUGAAUUCAUAAAUUUACAAAACUAAUAUAUAGGAGAGUCUUAGACCCAGACAUAGUGCUAAUGCACAAGUCCGAAUUAUACAGCGAGAAUUAUUUGAACUUUAAUGAGAUGUGCACCAUAAUCUGUUCGUGAAAAUAAUACAAGUACAGAUUUUACUGUUUUAUGCUUUAGACUGGCCUAUGAGGAUUCCUUGCACUCCUUUCUUCUCUGGGGGCAGUUUUUUCUUUACCUAAUAUGAUAGAAAGUGUAAAAUAUAAAAUCCUCAUACACCGUGAAAUUAUGUAAUGCUUUACAUUCCAUGAUCUUGCAGUCUUAGGUUAACAAAAUCUUAUUUAGCACCUAGAUAUUUAUUAUACAGUAUUAUUACACUUUUAUGUUUAUCAGGCUGUAUAACCCUUGUGGCUUGGGGCUUCUUUUUGAUUAUAAUAUGUUUGUUUAUCAGAAUUUUUUACGUAUUUACACUGUACACAUUUUAGGUCGAUUGAUUUUGUGUGUGGAUGAAGUAAGGUAUCUUGCAAAAAAAAAAAAUGCAACAGAAUUAUACAAUGUUCCUAUCAAAAAAUGUUAGACCUACGUUUUCCAGCAUAGUCUUGUAUAUUAUGCAGUCAACAAG